AUGGCGACCCAUAUGUCACCAAAUCCGCUUCCAGCAACCAACGGCGAGACCCACGCGCGGGGUCCUCAAGGCACCACAUCAGCCAGUUCCACGGCGACAUCUGCGCCUUCUGUGAAUCGCAAGAAGCAGAAACGCCGACAGAAACAAGCUGCUCGCUUAGCCGCGGAACAUCCCAAUGCUUGCGCCUCCGGAGAUGCGGACAUGCUAGCAACAGAUGAACAGCGCUCCUGCGAUGAAGACCACGAAUAUCACCUCGAGGAUCACUCUCAUACAGCAAGUGGUUCUCAUUACGGAUAUGCGUCACCAGAACAUCGCCGCGGACCCCCCACGAUGAACGGAUCCGAUGAUCACCACGCUGCCUCGAGCGAGGCACCAAAGAGGAAGAAAAAUAGGAAAGCCCGAUCCGACUCCCAGAAUCAUGCUGAUCGCAGCUUAACUCCACUCUCAACCCCGUCCGCCACCUUCUCCCACCCUCCUCCGCCUCCCCAAUCCAUGCCAUACAUCAGUCGAUUCACCGGAAAGCCUAUGAAAAACAGCAGCAUCUGGAACCAGUCAACCCUAGAAGAACGCGAAAAUAUCAGGACCUUCUGGUUUGAGCUCGGCGAAGAAGAACGACGUCAGCUUGUCAAGGUCGAAAAGGAUGCUGUUCUGAAGAAAAUGAAAGAACAGCAAAAGCACUCUUGCAGUUGUACAGUUUGUGGAAGAAAACGAACAGCGAUUGAAGAAGAGCUAGAGGUCCUCUACGACGCAUACUACGAGGAGCUGGAACAAUACGCAAAUAACAAUCAAGGCGCAUUCGACGAAGGAGCUCCUAUCAUUCCUCCUCCUCGACUCUAUCAACCACCCCUUCGAUCCCCAGGGCAUCAUACUCGGACGCACGGCCAGUUUCAUCCGUCACGGAGCCGAGUCCAAGAGUUACCUGAAGACAACGAUGAUGAUUUAGAAGAGGAUUACGACGAGGAAGAGGAAGAAGAUGGCGAAGAAGAAGAUGAGGAUGAGGAGGAAGAGGAUGAUGAGGAGUUGUACAGCGACGAAGACCUUGAAGAUGACGAAGCUCGAGCAGCCCGAGCUGAUUUCUUUGCAUUUGGCAAUAGUCUAACAGUGAAAGAUGGAAUUCUUACAGUUGCAGACGAUCUUCUGAAAAAUGAUGGCAAGCACUUCAUCGAUAUGAUGGAGCAAUUGGCUGAACGGAGAAUGCAAAGAGAGGAAGAUACACAGUACGGAAUAGCUGCUGCUCAUCAGUCCUUCCAUGGGCAUAAUCAUGGUCCUCUAGACGAUGAGGAUUACGAUGAUGAAGAAGACGAUGAGGAUUAUGACAGCCAAGAGGAGGAAGAGUUCGACGAGGACGAAAUGGAUGCCAUGACCGAGGAACAGCGCAUGCAGGAAGGCCGACGAAUGUUCCAGAUUUUCGCCGCCCGAAUGUUUGAGCAACGAGUUAUGACGGCAUAUCGGGAGAAGGUCGCCGAACAGCGUCAGAAACAGCUAAUUGACGAGCUCCUCCAAGAGGAGACGUUGAACGAGCAGCGCAACGCCAAAAAGGCCCGGGAAGCGCAAAAGAAGAAGGAUAAGAAGCGAUUGCAAAGACAAGCAAAAGAAGAGGAGAAAGCCCGCCGGGAUGCCGAGAAGGCGGCUGAAGAGGCGGCUCUGAAGGCUGCGCAAGAGAAGAAACUUGAAGAACAGCGAUUAAAGCGAGAAGAGCAACGGAAGAAGCGUGAUGCCGAGAAAAAGGCACAAGAGGAAGAACGUGCUCGCAAAGAAGCUGAGAAGCAGCGACGACUCAAAGAAGAACGGGAACGUCAAGCCGAGGCUGAGCGCAAGCAACGCGAACAAAAAGAGGAAAAGAAGAGGCGAGAGGAUCUUAAACGCAAAGAAAAGGAGGAGCGUGAGGCAGCUGAAAAGAGAACCAGAGAGGAACGUGAACGCAAAAUACGCGAAGAUCAGGCGAGGAAGGACCGAGACGCAGCACGAGAGCAGGAAAUCCGAGAUCGCAAUGGAAAGCGCGAGCAAGUCAGAACCUCACCACCACAUACUUUGCCAGGCGUCAUUCCAUACAAUCUCCAGUCCCAGGCCCCUCCUGGUUUCCUGCAGUCUCCGCAUUAUCCCAUGGCGACACCUAUCGUUCCUAAGGUCUCGACUCCUGGACGGCCUCGUCAACAAUCUCAUCAUGGCUCUUCUACAUCCUCCCCUCACUCUCAACCUAACAGCGCCGAUUCCUCUCACCACCCUUCCAUCUCCCCACGUUCCAUGGGUCAUCCGCAGUCAGGAUCGACUUUUGGUAGACAAGGUUAUCAACAGCCUCCAUUGCACCACCCUCAACCUUCCGCUCCUCUGUCACCUCUAGGGCGCACCAAUCCUUCGGCAUUCGCUGGCCUCGAAUCGAUGUAUUCGUCGAAUGCUGGGAUGAUUAACCCUUUGCGGUCAUUUAACGGAUCUGGUGGAAUUCCCGUGCCGCCUGGGAUGAACGGUGUACGCCCCAUGCCACCGAGCCGAGCGUUCCCAGCUGAUCCUGUACACGGUCUUCCCUUCGCUGGCAACCAUGGAGUGCCUGGUGCAUACCCUCUGCAGCAAGCCGGUCUGUCAAAAGCACAUUCCAGGCAGCCUUCUCUCUCAUUUGACCGCUCCCCGUUAGAUUCUGGCGCCCAGCCGUUCCCCAUCACACGGCCAAGCCCUAUCAAACGCCCAUCCAGCUCGGCACAGGACCGACAGCACAAUGGCAAUCCUUCAGUACAGCGAGAAGUGGAUGGCUUGAGUGCUCAUCUAGGUAGCAGUGCGCUCCUUGAUGACACUGAUGCUACAUAUCCAUCAAAUCUGUCUCAAUCAUUACCUGGUGCCCCCGCCCCCGGGGCAUUCCCGGGGCCGACACGUGCCAGCUUCCAAGGACCGUCGUUGCUCACAGAUCCUCUAGGAUCCCCACAGACUAACUUCGGGAUUGGUUCUCCAAUGGGCAAUCCUACAUGGUCUGCGACAGCCUUCUCCCCCUUCAGUACCACAUGGACACCCGCUUCGGCCGGAAGUGGCUGGCCUCCCAAUAAUGCCUUCUCAGCAGGCGGUCAUCAUCGGCCUCAUACUUCUCGGCCCGUUACAAUUCGCCUGUUGGUCAUUCAAGCAUGCAAGCAGCUGAACUCGAUGACCAGCCCGCAGAAGGGUGCUGGAAGCUUCCACGAUGUAAACCUUGUUCUCGGCCAGGUGGAGCAGCUGCGCAACUCAGGCGAGCCAACGAUCUCUUUGGACGAAAUGCUUGAUAUCUGUGAUACGGAAGGUAGUCCACACAAUGGCGGUGGAUCUUUCUCUAUCAAGGAAGGCCCAAAUGGCAAGUCUGUCCGAUUCGAGCCCGAUCCUAACAGUGCGGUCUCCGGUCAUCGGGGCAGCAUUGUACCUGGCGAUAUCGGCAGCCCGAUCCCUAGUAACAGCCACCCGGCCCCCUUCAGUGGAUUUGGUGGACCAUCCUCCGUACUGCGGCAAUAUUCUUCGCCUCCGACUGGCUUAUUCGGCGGGACUCCUCUGUCCUGA
Messenger RNA from Penicillium robsamsonii, 3510 nucleotides. RefSeq lists its product as uncharacterized. Lineage: Eukaryota; Fungi; Ascomycota; Eurotiomycetes; Eurotiales; Aspergillaceae. The record is from RefSeq and is a predicted model, not a curated record. The transcript is spliced from 4 exons. Bases 1 to 3510 code for a protein of 1169 amino acids.